This is a messenger RNA of Paramecium pentaurelia, 444 nucleotides long. The record is from the annotation of a GenBank genome assembly. Lineage: Eukaryota; Ciliophora; Oligohymenophorea; Peniculida; Parameciidae.
AUGGUAUGCCUUUUGGUAAGGUUAGAAAAGGAUUUGGAAGAGUAGGGAAGGAUGAGAAUAAAAAACCAAAUAAUUAGAUGCAAUCAAAGAAAUGAGUAAAUGCAAGUACUUAAAAUCUUAUUCUACCUAAGAUACCACCUAUAUAAAUAAAAAACAUUCGCUUAAAAAAAGACAAGUAUAAAUUUAGAAUCUAUUUUAAGAUUACUUUCUAAUUUUUCAAUUAAUGGUUUUAAAUUAUCUACAAACUAAUACAAUCUAACAUAAUAGUAUUAAACCAGAGAUUAUGGUCUUUUAUAAAAAUAGCUUAAUUUAAAAAUCUAAUUUAGUUAUCUUCGACUAACAGAUAUAGGGAUGGCCAGAAUCUGGUAAUCUGACAAUCAAAAUGAUACUAGUGGUUCUCCUCCUAGCUAAACAUAUCUGAGUCAAAUUACAUCAAAUUCGUGA